Messenger RNA from Alternaria rosae, 3159 nucleotides. RefSeq lists its product as uncharacterized. Gene Ontology annotation, cellular component: cytoplasm. The record is from RefSeq and is a predicted model, not a curated record. Gene Ontology annotation, molecular function: (R,R)-butanediol dehydrogenase activity. The coding region runs from base 1 to 3159 and encodes 1052 amino acids. The transcript has 5 exons. NCBI's taxonomy places the organism in Eukaryota, Fungi, Ascomycota, Dothideomycetes, Pleosporales, Pleosporaceae. Gene Ontology annotation, biological process: butanediol biosynthetic process.
AUGGGACUACAGAACUGGGGUGAUCAAGACCGGGCUUCUACAUUCACCAUGCGCGCAGCAAGAUACUACGGGAAAGAGGACAUCAGGAUUGAGGAUGUGGAUGAGCAGAAGUGCGGGGCGGGACAAGUCAGGGUCGCACCGGCCUUCGUAGGGAUCUGUGGUACAGAUCUCCAUGAAUACCUCGGAGGACCUAAUUUCGCACCGACGACACCGCACCCGUGUACCAACGAGACGAUUCCUAUCACCCUGGGGCAUGAAUUCUCAGGGACUGUGACUGAAGUGGGUUCGGAUAACUCGAGCUUUACGGUGGGCCAGAAUGUCGUUGUUCAGCCGACAAUAUAUUGCGGCAAAUGCGAGGCAUGCAAAGCUGGUUCCGAGAACGUAUGUGAGAAUGGUGGCUUCAUCGGGCUUUCGGGAGGAGGUGGCGGUUUGAGCGAUUCAGUCGUUGUGCCUGAAAGCGCAGUAUUGAACUUGCCCAACAACGUACCGCUCGACGUCGGCGCGCUGGUAGAACCACUGGCUGUUGCUUGGCAUGCUAUCUCAGCUGCUCCACUUACACCCGACUCCGUCGUCAUGGUCCUGGGCGGUGGACCGAUCGGGCUGGCAAUCGUUCAAUGUCUCAAGGCACUGGGUACCAAGAAGAUCAUAGUCAGCGAGGUAUCCGGCGCGCGGCAGCGCUUCGCGAGAGAGUUCGGCGCGCACCAUGUCCUCUGCCCCAAAACAUACGACGUUGCGAAGAUGAGCAAGGCUCUGAGUGGAAAGGAUGGACCGGACGUGGUUUUCGACUGCGCUGGCGUUCCCGCAAGUCUCACAACGGCUUGCACGGCGGUGCGCGCUCGAGGCACGGUCGUCAACGUUGCGAUUUGGGAGAAGGAGGUUCCAUUCAACCCCAAUAUGCUUGUGUUCCGAGAGGCGCAGUACACAGCCGUUUUGGGCUACCAAAGAAAGGACCUCGAGGCCGUCAUCGAACAUCUAGCUGCUGGCACUCUGAAACCUAUGAAGAUGAUUACCAGCAAGAUCAAUUUAGAGGAUUUAGUAGAGGGCGGGAUCAAAGCCCUGAUCAACGACAAGGAGAACCAUGUUAAGAUUCUGGUGGAAGUUGGAGGCAUGAGUCGUGCCAUGUCGCAGUACAACUCGAUGCCGACGCCAGGGGUCUACGUUCCUCCAACCCAGGGCGCUCCAGCUCAAUCGCAAGGCGCCCAACAGCCGUCGGGCUAUCAGCCCAAUACCACGACCUAUGGAGCACAGUACCAAUCUCAGAAGGGAGGUGGCACGUUUGGUCAGAUGAUGAACCAGCGGCUUGAGCAGGCGGUGACGACAGGAAAGCCAAUGUUGAACAAGCUGGGCAAGACUAUAAGCUCAAAGCUUGGAAACAAGCCUUCAGGAGGCCCACCACAGCAUCUUCAGAGCUAUCAGAGUUAUCAGACUCAUUUUGGGCAGCAGAGCCAGACUCAAUCAUAUCAGCAAUCACAAGGUCAAGCUUUCAGUCCUCAGUCGCAACAGCAGCAAUGGGCACCACCGCAACAUCAACCCCCACCUUCGCAGCAGUCUCCGUACCAGCAACCCGCUUACUCUACACCCGCUUCCGGCCACUCAGGGCAGAGCAACUACUUCCCGCAGCAGACGACUCAAGCGCCUACCACACAGUCCCAUACGCCGCAGUCGCCACUCACGACUACAGGACAUACUUCAUGGCAAUACGGUCAAGGCGGGGGUACAGCGGAGCAUACACAGACACAUGGAUAUAAUGGGCAGAGCCAGACGCAGCCAGGUCAGCCCCAGGCGCCUAUGCAGCAGCAGACACAGGAAUCGGGCCAAUACACUGGUCAGCAAACGGGAGUAGUGGGAGGCUACAAUGCUGUUCAGCAUACACCACCAUCUCAUACUUCGAGCAUGUCUCCGGUAAACCCCACCCAGCCCAUGCAGCCACAAUGGGAACAGGCAGGUACCGGGCAGCAGUCAAGUGCCCCAGCAUAUCCUCUACAGCAGAACCCCACUGCGACUAGUCCUGCAACUCAUCCACAACAAUGGAACAGUCCGUCCCCCGUUGGUGCAUACAGCCCAGGACAGUCGCAGAUGCCUGCCCACUCCGUCAGCCCUCCGCCUACACAGCCAAUGAAUGCAUCACCUCAAUUGCCGUCCAACAAGGCUGUACAGUCAAGUCAGUCGUCAACGCCUGCACCGCAUCAGGCUCAAUAUUCUGCGCCGCACGAGUUUAUUGCGGAGCUUCCUGCAGAUCUUGGAAACUUGACUAUUGCAGAAUCGAAGCCGAAGGAACAUGAAUCAUCGGUCUCAGUUUCGCAAUAUCAAGCAUUCCGCCCUUCGCUAUCGCAGACUGGAUCGCCUUCGCCUGGUUUUACCAUUCCUCGGCGAUCGCUUAGUCUCAGCACGAUUCCACUGGCUGAUCCGUGGAGAUUCGCAGAUGCGGUCACUGAAGUUCCAACACGCGAGUUCUAUAUUCUGGCCGAUUUGCUUUUCGACGCUCUGGACCGGAAGUUUGAGCCAAAGAACACGGGCCUUCUGGAAGCACCAAAGAUCAUCGGGAGCUGGGUGAAAUUGACCGAAGACGCGUGUCGUCUUUUUUCGUACAGGUCCUAUAGCGCUUUUGCAAAGCUGUGGAGUCUCGAGGGAAUCCCCCACAUUAUGGUGCCUUGCCAAUCCAACCUGACACCAAACUGGAACUUUAACCAACAUUCGCACGCGGAAGACGCAAAAGUAAUCGCUGAUGUGCCGACGCCAAUGUCAACAUACACGGCGUACAUGCCAGCUCUGAACCGGGCAGGAUGGUACAAAUUCUUCUUUCUUGAGAUGAUGCACGCACCAGAGGAUAUCGGUGAUUUGAUGGCACUGUGCGCAGACACGUAUAAGCCGGGGGUGCUGAACCAUCCCGACCUCAACAAGCGGGACAAAACAGAAAUGCCAGCACUGCAGGCCAGAGCUGCAGAAAUCCAGACAUUUGCGAUCGGGCGCGUGUGUGAGGAGACGAAGGCUGCGAUGGCGGUCGACCCCGAUGUUCUUCCGGCGCACACGCACUCUACCGCACCUGCCUCGGGACCCACGCAGACUGGGCCAGCUAUGACGCCAGAGGACAUGACGGUGAGAAUGCACAAGGUCCAGGCAGAGCGACAGUUUAAUGACCUGGCAGCCUGGAAAUGGUAG